Messenger RNA from Erinaceus europaeus (western European hedgehog), 2346 nucleotides. It is a transcript of the gene MAPKAPK5, whose product is annotated as MAPK activated protein kinase 5. Gene Ontology annotation, molecular function: calcium/calmodulin-dependent protein kinase activity; mitogen-activated protein kinase binding; ATP binding. NCBI's taxonomy places the organism in Eukaryota, Metazoa, Chordata, Mammalia, Eulipotyphla, Erinaceidae. Gene Ontology annotation, biological process: protein autophosphorylation; negative regulation of TOR signaling; peptidyl-serine phosphorylation. The record is from RefSeq and is a predicted model, not a curated record. Bases 644 to 2065 code for a protein of 473 amino acids. The transcript is spliced from 14 exons. Gene Ontology annotation, cellular component: nucleus; cytoplasm.
AUUGGGGAGGCCCCAUUGGGCGCCUGCGGGUCCUCUGCGCGGUUCCGGGGCGGUUCGGAAACCCCAGCGGGCGGCAGCGAGGGCCGCGAGGAGCCGUAGGGACGCGGGCUUGGGCGGCUGCAGGGGCGGCCCAGAGUCGAGGGGGCUGCUCAGCGCCGGCAGGCGGGCGGCCGGCGGGGCUGCCCGGCGCGGGUGUCCCGGCGAUGUGUGGCGCUGAAGCGGUGGCGGCGGCGGCGGCGAGCUCGGUUUCGGCUUCGCGGCGGUGCCGGCGGCGGAGGCGGAGGCGCAGGCUCCUGAUCAGGAGCUGGCGAGCCCGGGCCUAGGCGGCGGCCCCUCAAGGCCCCUGCACAGCGCCCGGGGCCGGGGCCCUUCCCACCUCGCUCUGCCCUGGGAGCCCGCCUCCCCGGCUGGGGAUGAGGCCGGGAGGCGGCCGCGCGGGGCCCAGCACAAAGGCUUGUCCUCAGGGACCGCCGCCGCCGCCCGCCUAGAGCCGCCUGCCGAAGCUGAGCCGGCGCGGGGGCCUUCGUCCCCGCCCGUCCCCGGGGGCGGCUGCUGCCCGUCUCCCCGAGGCCCAGGGUCGGGAUCACGGAGCCCCUUGCUCCCGCAGCCGCCGCCGCAGCCGACAGUGGGGCCCCCACGGAGUAUGUCGGAGGGGAGCGACAUGGAGAAAGCCAUCAAGGAAACCUCCAUUUUAGAGGAAUAUAAUAUUAAUUGGACUCAGAAGCUGGGAGCUGGAAUUAGUGGUCCAGUGAGAGUCUGUGUGAAGAAAUCAACCCAAGAACGGUUUGCACUGAAAAUUCUUUUUGAUCGUCCAAAAGCUAGAAAUGAGGUACGUCUGCACAUGAUGUGUGCCACACACCCAAACAUAGUUCAAAUUAUUGAAGUGUUUGCUAACAGUGUACAGUUUCCUCAUGAGUCCAGCCCCAGGGCUCGACUCUUAAUUGUAAUGGAGAUGAUGGAAGGGGGAGAGCUAUUUCACAGAAUCAGCCAGCACCGGCACUUUACAGAGAAGCAAGCCAGCCAAGUAACAAAGCAGAUAGCUUUGGCUCUGCAGCACUGUCACUUGUUAAACAUCGCACACAGAGACCUCAAACCUGAAAAUUUGCUUUUCAAGGACAACUCUUUGGAUGCCCCAGUGAAGUUGUGUGACUUUGGAUUUGCCAAAAUUGACCAAGGAGAUUUGAUGACACCCCAGUUCACCCCUUACUAUGUAGCACCUCAGGUACUAGAGGCACAGAGAAGGCAUCAGAAGGAGAAAUCUGGCAUCAUACCUACCUCGCCAACACCGUACACUUAUAAUAAGAGCUGUGAUCUGUGGUCCCUAGGAGUGAUUAUCUAUGUGAUGUUAUGUGGAUACCCUCCUUUUUACUCCAAACACCAUAGCCGGACUAUCCCAAAGGAUAUGCGGAAAAAGAUCAUGACGGGCAGUUUUGAGUUCCCGGAGGAAGAAUGGAGCCAGAUCUCAGAGAUGGCCAAAGAUGUUGUGAGGAAGCUCUUAAAGGUCAAACCAGAGGAAAGACUCACCAUUGAGGGAGUGUUGGACCACCCCUGGCUCAACUCCACUGAAGCCUUGGAUAAUGUGCUACCCUCUGCUCAGCUGAUGAUGGAUAAGGCAGUGGUUGCAGGAAUCCAGCAGGCUCACGCAGAGCAACUGGCCAAUAUGCGAAUCCAGGAUCUCAAAGUCAGCCUCAAACCCCUGCACUCUGUGAACAACCCCAUUCUGAGAAAGAGGAAAUUACUUGGCACCAAGCCAAAGGAUAGUGUUUAUAUCCAUGACCGUGAGAAUGGAGCAGAGGACUCAAAUGUUGCCUUGGAAAAGCUCCGAGAUGUGAUUGCUCAGUGUAUUCUCCCCCAGGCUGGUAAAGGCGAGAAUGAAGAUGAAAAGCUGAAUGAAGUAAUGCAAGAAGCCUGGAAAUAUAACCGGGAAUGCAAACUUCUAAGAGAUACUCUGCAGAGCUUCAGUUGGAAUGGUCGUGGAUUCACAGAUAAAGUCGAUCGACUGAAACUGGCAGAAAUUGUGAAGCAAGUGAUAGAAGAACAAACCAUGUCCCAUGAAUCUCAAUAAUGACAGCUUCAGAGUCUGUUUUUUAACAAUUUGAAAAUUAUUCUUUAAUGUAUAAAGUAAUUUUAUGUAAAUUAAUAAAUCAUAAUUUCAUUUUCAUAUUGCUUAAAGAUACUUAUAGAUUUAGAUACAGGAUUUAUGAAUAGUUCAUUUGUUUUUAAGAAAAGCUCAGUUUCUAGAGAUAGACUAUUGUUUAGGACUGUUUUAGUAACAUAUAUUUGUAAGAUGACAGGUGGUAUUGUCAAACAAGAUUACUUUAUUUGUAAUAAAGUAUACAAAAACUG